Messenger RNA from Periconia digitata, 1326 nucleotides. The record is from the annotation of a GenBank genome assembly. Lineage: Eukaryota; Fungi; Ascomycota; Dothideomycetes; Pleosporales; Periconiaceae.
CUUUCAUCACGAAGUCACACUGCGUGGUGCAUAUUGUCGUAUUUCUAUCGUACGGGCAGCUCACUCAUUAUUUUUCGCGCAUAUCUCCUCAGGGCAUUUCAUUUCUCAUGCAAAAUGAGACCCAAUUUGCUGCUGAAGGAGCCGGACUCCUCCAUUGUACCGCACAUACUACUGUGUCUCGUCCAGAUCAUCGCAUUGUCAUCCCCCUAUUUUCCGCAGCGGCGGCUCGUAUUUGGCGCUCUUAUAAUAUCUCUUGGUGCUUAUUGUACCUUGCAUCCGCAUUUCACGAAUAAUUUUGAUUUGGCCCAGCCAUUCUCGUUGGCAUGGUCUUUUUACACGGCAGUCCUGGCCAAGAUCAUAUUCUCGGAUGCACCUGAGAACCAAUUCUGGAGGAUUGAUCGUCCGGCAAGGGAGGCUAGGGAAUACAAUGCUUUUGGAUGGAGAAAACUGCGAUGGGCUACUGCUCUGAUGUUCAAUCAUCGUGGGAUCAGAUGGAACCAUCAGGUCAAGAAUAUUCCCGCUCAGGCUCAUACUGGAAAGUCCGCGUUUUUGAUGCGUCAAUUGGUGAAAUUUUUGGUUUGCAUAUGUAUGGGCGAUCUGCUUUAUUACAUCCACCAGAGAGUGAACUUCACAAAUAGAAAUGGUAUUGUGGCAAACUUGGAUAGCAAAUACUUAACUCUACGACAUGAGAGUUGGGGAUGGAAUUUACUCAAGACCUUUUCCCUCGCCUGCCUUCCAUACUUUGCGCUCAGCAUGCAAUUUGCUCUUGCUGGUUUUCUCGCCGUAUUAUUUGGACUCAGCAGACCAGAGGACUGGCCUUCUCCCUUUGGCAGCUUUGAUGAUAUGCGGACGGUGCGGUUGUUUUGGGGACGCUUUUGGCAUCAACAGCUACGCCAUAUGCUUACAGCUUACACUGACGCUUCCGCUGACUUUCUCCGAAUACCACGGGGAACCAAUUUCUCUUCCUACUUUAAGCUCUAUCUGGCCUUCUUCAUAUCAGGGAGCUUUCAUGGUUUGAGCCAAUUGUAUUUACCACGUCCUUCGAACAUUGCUGCCAGUGAGUGCUCUUUGGGCUUUUUGAAGUUCUUUCUUUGCCAGGCCGUGGCGAUCACGCUUGAAGAUCUGGUGAUAUGGCUCUGGGGUGUAACUGGCUGGAGGACGAAAAAAGUAUAUUUUGUAGGAUAUCUUUGGGUUUUCUUAUUUCUGGGGUGGAGCUUUCCGUUGGUGGGGGACACAGUACUUAAGAUGCGGGUAGGUGAGGGUGACUUUGCGCCAUUCCCUCUCAUGAGGCCAGUGGUAAAUGCGUUUAUUGGAAUUCCACCAUAG